This is a messenger RNA of Arachis duranensis, 1654 nucleotides long. Its product is annotated as CMP-sialic acid transporter 4-like. Gene Ontology annotation, biological process: pyrimidine nucleotide-sugar transmembrane transport. Lineage: Eukaryota; Viridiplantae; Streptophyta; Magnoliopsida; Fabales; Fabaceae. The transcript is spliced from 16 exons. Bases 277 to 1386 code for a protein of 369 amino acids. Gene Ontology annotation, cellular component: Golgi membrane. The record is from RefSeq and is a predicted model, not a curated record. Gene Ontology annotation, molecular function: pyrimidine nucleotide-sugar transmembrane transporter activity.
UCUCACUCCUCUCAGCCUAUGUUCUGCUUGCCCGAAUCAUUCACUCUCCCUUAUCCAACCCUAGCUACUCUUUUCGACCCACUGCCGCGUCCGUCCGUCGAGCCACUGCCGCGUCCGUCCGUCGAGCUCGGCCACCGUUCGUCCGUGUAGCCACUGCACCCAAGUCUCCAACUCCCCUGCUCUCUUCUUCCGCGAUCUCGCCCCAUCCCCUACUCUUUGCAUCUUCUUGCCAUCCGCUUCAUCUUCUAGCCGUCGUCUGGUCGGUGUCGUCCAUCAAUGAAAGGUCUGUCGGCGUCGUCUUCGAAGGGUGAUGAUAGGGAGACCGGCAUCGAGGACGUUGAGAGUUUACGUGAAAAAUCGGUUUUGCUGUCCGGUGCAGUCCUAGACAACCGUUUGGCCUCCGUGGGAGAAACCAAAACCGAUAGCCACAGGGCGAAAGCAAAGUGGAAACUCAAGUCAGUUGUUACACUUGCAUUGACUGUUCUUACUAGUUCGCAAGCCAUUCUAAUCGUUUGGUCCAAGAGAGCUGGCAAGUACGAGUAUAGUGUAACCACCGCAAACUUUCUAGUGGAGACUUUAAAAUGUGCUAUAUCCCUUGUGGCCCUUGCAAGAAUAUGGAAAAAGGAAGGUGUCACCGAGGACAAUCAGUUGAGCACCACAUUAGAUGAAGUUAUAGUGUAUCCCAUUCCAGCAGCACUUUACCUUGUCAAAAAUUUGCUUCAGUAUUACAUUUUUGCAUAUGUAGAUGCUCCUGGCUAUCAGAUAUUAAAAAACUUGAAUAUUAUCAGUACAGGUGUUCUCUACCGAAUUAUACUCAAGAAGAGGUUAAGUGAGAUUCAAUGGGCUGCUUUUAUUCUACUGACUGCUGGUUGCACUACAGCCCAGUUGAAUUCAAAUGCUAGCGAGGAAGUUGGUUCCUCAGCACAUUCUCUGGAAUCCUCACAAGACUAUUCUAUUGAUCUAGGUGUAAUGGCACUCUUGAGUGGUUUUGCAGGAGUAUAUACCGAGGCUAUUAUUAAGAAGCGCCCUUCACGAAACAUAAACGUUCAGAACUUCUGGCUUUAUAUCUUUGGCAUGGGCUUCAAUGCUAUUGCAAUACUGGUUCAAGAUUUUGAUGCUGUGAUGAACAAGGGAUUCCUCCAUGGAUAUUCGCCCAUUACUGUUCUCAUGAUUUUCAAUCAUGCACUCAGUGGAAUUGCUGUAUCGAUGGUGAUGAAGUAUGCUGACAAUAUUGUGAAGGUGUACUCUACUUCGGUGGCAAUGCUUCUUACGGCAGUAGUUUCUGUCUACCUUUUCGGAUUUCAUCUCUCCCUUGCAUUUUUCCUUGGUACAACUGUUGUCUCUGUUGCGAUUUAUCUGCAUUCUGCCGGGAAGAUGCAAAGAUAGCUGUAACUACUACCUGGUUCUUUUGACCCCAUUUCAUAUUCAUACAUUUUCAAAUUGUUAAUUAAAUAUCAUAGUAUAUUUUGACGAGUUUAAUUUUCAUGUAUGGACAUUGUAAAACGUUUUACAUAGUCAUGCAAUUACAAUCAUUAUCAUUCACGUAGUAAAUGUAAAAGUUAUUUUUGCUAAUGUGACAUUUAUAUGAUUAGAUGCGCGUGUAAAACAAUUUUACACUGAUAGUGUAUUAAAAUUAAAUUCAUAUUUUGACAUA